Wyeomyia smithii (pitcher-plant mosquito) is the source of this 7731-nucleotide messenger RNA. RefSeq names its product thioredoxin domain-containing protein 15 (gene bug). The record is from RefSeq and is a predicted model, not a curated record. Gene Ontology annotation, cellular component: cilium. The transcript is spliced from 2 exons. The coding region runs from base 118 to 1038 and encodes 306 amino acids. Gene Ontology annotation, biological process: cilium assembly. Lineage: Eukaryota; Metazoa; Arthropoda; Insecta; Diptera; Culicidae.
AGCCCCUGCCUGUAGGUAGCAAGAAGAAACGUCAAAAUAAAAUCGAUUGGUGCUAGUCAAAACAAAAGCAUAACAAGCAAAUAUCUACUAUAAUUCUUAUAUUUUCAACGGUGAAAUAUGAAGUUUAUUUUAAUUCUCACAAGUAUUAUUAUCGUCACCAACAGCUGCAGCGCCUUUCGGUUCAGCGGACUGGAAUUCUUCGCCCACAUUCUGAACGGCGAUUUUCUGGAUUACAAACCUUUCGGUGGUGGCACUACAAAAAACGAAGAUAUCUCACAGUCCAUCACGUCGGCUGGUCAGAGCCAAAAUUCGUUCCUGGAUUUUAUUACAUUCAAGGAUAAACAGUAUUGUUCCAUAUAUGAAGAGCAAACAUCGGAGAGCGAAGAGCUCAAGGCAGCGGAGGCAAAACGAAAAACACUGAAAGUGAAAUGCGUUCCAGCAAAAGGCAAUGGAACGCUGCACAUGAUUACAUCUCUCAAAGAGGUUAUUAGCGUACUGGCGCCGCAUGGUAAUUCUACCAAACGAACACAAGCUGGUAACUGUGUCGUUAUGCUAUUUUACACAAAAACUUGCAUUCACAGUGCAAUGAUGGCGCCACAUUACAAUGCAUUAGCCAGACAUUUUCCAGACCUCAAAAUAGCUGCUAUAGACGCAUUCAGUUUUCACUCGUUGAAUACUGAGUUCGGAAUUGUAGGACUACCGACUAUCAUGUUCUUUCAUCAAGGACGACCCUUAGUCAAAUUCAACGAUACCGAGAUCACACUGGAAACGCUAGUGAAAUUCGUAACCAAACACAGUGGAGUAGAACCCGCAUUGAACCUCAAAUCGAUGAUAAAUGUGCCGCACUACACCUCUGACGAUUUCAUGGGGCCACUAUCCAAUAAAGUGGAGAAAAGGACUGACUACUGGCUGUAUGUGGCUUGGAUUUUCAUAUUACUAUGCGGUUGCUACUAUUUUUCCAAAUCGGCAUUCUAUGUUCAAAUCAUCGAAACGAUCAAACUCAUCUGGAGGGAAUCAGAAGCACAUCAUCGUAGCUAGGCAAAUUUGCGAAAUCAUUUGGUGUGCUUGAGAGUGUUAUUUAGUUUAUUUCUCAAAUAUUGUAGUCAAGAGUUGUAAAUUAUGUUGAAAAUACUGAAACAUGAUUCAGGAUACUAUUAUGAAAAUGUCGUUCCGCUAGCUGUUACGUAAUCGCUUAGAAAGAAAGUUAUAGAACAUUUGUAGAAAAGGCUUGAUGCUUUCAACUUUAUUUUUGCGGGGGUGCUACAUUGUUUCGUUCUGCACUUUGCAACUGGGAAACGAUAUUUUCAGUGCGCUGUCAGUGCUGCUGUAUAGAAAUAGGAGAAGUAUAGCAUUCACUGUGAACACUGAAAGCUGAGCAUUUUCUGUAUGUGUGUAUAAUAAAUAUGUAAUAUUUUUCAAUCUCACUCAUUUUCACAAAGAUAGUUGAACCGAUUUUAACCCAAUGAAUGGUCUGGUUACCCUAUAAGUCGCUAUUGACUUUUGUUGUGAUUGCAUUGUUAGUUUAAUGUGGAAAUAAUUAAACCCUAUUAUCUCAAAGAUUUCAUGACCGACAGGAAAAAAAAUGAACCGCCUACUAAUGAAUUUCAUGAUGAUUGGGUGUAUACUUUGAAAAUCAUACGUUUCGAAAUAAAGAAAAUGACAGAAUAUGAUACACCAUUCGAAAAUCACUAGCAAUACUAACUGAAAUUAUCGAAAUUUUACGUUCCUGUCCUAAAAUCGCCAAAAACGAAAAAUGCUUUUGUACGUGUGUGUGUGUAUCAGGGAUGUAACGAAUGUGAUUUCUAGAUAUCUGCACAUUGUUGAAACAUGGUAAUAACUGGAAGCCAGUGUCUAAUAAAAACCAGAGUCCAUUCUCUGAUUACAAAACACAUCGUACUUUUUUCGGGAAGGGCAAUUUCGACAAGGAUUGCUGUACAUUCUGGAGACGUCUUCUGGGGGAACCUUUUUCCACAAAUGGUACAACCUGAUGUGUUGCGAAAAUUUGUGUAUAGCAUAAAGGUUUGGGCGCCAACAACAGUUGUGAUCUCAAAUUUAAAAAAAAUAGUACGAGGGUGGUAUCCAAGAUACGACCGCAUGUUUGACGUAGGACUACGAUAGUUUUAUAUUUUAUUUAGAGAAUUUAGACUUUGUUCGAUUUGACCACGUUUCACUCUCGACACGGCACACAAAAGCCAAAAACGAGCGGUUAUGUUUAAUCAUAAUUUAUAGUUUUCUUGUUUUGGUUUUAAACAAUUCAAACUCAACAACCACCAAGAGAAAGGCAUUUUGUCCAUUAUGUUGCCGAAACCGAAACCAAAAUAGACAUGAUCAAAGCAAUGCCGUGCUAUACCUCUAAUUACUCGGAAGGGUCAUAUCAAGUGUCUAGGUCGUUGAAGGCUUCAUGCGGACGUUGCGUUCCGAAUACUUUCAGAUUAUUGAGCCUUAAUCCAUCAAACGACACCUCUAACAACUUACAAUCCUAAAACUAGUUCAUUGGUGGCCACAUAUUGUUAAGGUCGUAUGCCACCAGAAAGUCAUAAAAAGAAAAGCGUUUAUUUUUAAAAAUUAUUUAGAUUAUUUGUUUGCAGACAUCUAUUUAAGAAGAAAUAAACACUGUUUUUAACAUUGAUGAAUACCUUUCAUCCUAAUGCAGUCAAAUUUCUUCAACACGCGAAAAGGCAAUUUUUUAUAUAGGUCUUAAUUAAGAACGAUUUAGUAGAAAGCAAACUUACUUUCAUCUUCAAUUGCGCCUGUAAAAGAUAGCUCACUCACCGAUUUCAAAGCAGUAUCAUUGUCAGUUUCAUGCAACUGCUUAGCAAAGAAGUCAGUUUUUAGUAGAAAAUCUAUAUUCACAAAAAUUUUGAAAUUGACAUUGGAAUUUAUGAGGAUGUAACAUGUCACAGUCAUUUUUUUCAUUUUUGGCCAAUUAAACAUUUAUUCAUGAGGCAGAACCAGAAAAAAAUUAAUCAGUUUUAUGAUACCAAUGAAAAAACAAACAACAAAAUGCCAUAUUUAAAAGUCAUCCGGCUGUUUCCUUCAAGAAUAAACCUAGCUCGGUUUGAUAAACAACAUUAACCUCUCCAACUGAUGUUUGCAUAAUGUUGUUCAAUUACAAGUCUGGCAAUGACAGGUUGUGUUCAUAUGUUUAGUAUCUUUACACGGUUGUGUUUAUAUGUUGUGUUGUGCGACAGGUUGUCUUUAUAUGUUUAGUAAUAUUUUCUUGCAGAUGCUGAUGUAAUAUUUUUGUAAUUGAAAAAUACGAAUAUGAAUGUUUGAAACCUAACGUCAAGAUGCAUAUAAUUUGGGUUUUCUCUAUACCACAACCGCGUAAUGCAACUAGGAUUGUCAUAUUGAAUUAAAUUUAUUUAACUGGAAAAAAAACCAUCAGUACAGCUUAAACGAGCUAUCUGAACUAUCUGUUUAAAAAUCUUUACGAAGCAUAUUGGUUUUCUGUUGUCUUGCAAAUAGACUAUAGUUGGUCAUUUAAAUAAAUCUGAGAAAAACAGAGUGUAGAAUUCAAAAAGACAGCUACCCAAUGCAACUUCUAAUUUUAGGAAUUUGAAAGAAGUUUUUAUCAUUAAACAUGUAUAAGAAAAUCACUACGGUUGCAGUUCAAAUGCCAUCUACUCGUCACGACAACCAAAAGGAAACGAGCAACGGGGUAGCAAGCUUCUGAUUAGUAGAAUGUUAACACAACUUUUGUUGAAGAGAUAUUUUAAUUAUUAUAUAACAAUCUUUCGCAAUAUUCUACCUGUCGAUUAAGACAUCGGUGUUUGAAAUCUGUUCAGGGGUAGUAACACAAUAAGCACUUUAAAACGAUGACAAAACAUCUGUUGCAGCUAUAUAAAGCGAGCUCGUGAUUGGUUGAAAGCUGCGAAACUGAACUAGAAGAAGUGGAUUUCAACUGAACUUUUUACUAAUUUAUGUUCAUCGUACAAUAUACAAUGAUAUGCCAAUUAUUGUAUCACAUGCUUUGGCAACCGUCGUCGUUCGAUCAAGGUCAAAAUCCGUUCAGUUGUAAUCACAUAUUGGAUGCAACAUCCAAUAUCGUGAUAUACUGUUGCGUACAGAAUUAUUUUAUCCCCGGUCGCACAGCGUAGUGUGCGAACACGCACCACUGUACGUCGACAGCAGCUACAUUGUUUCCACUUGGCUUGACUGCACACAAAUGGCAAUCGAGUGCUACUGCACUGACGACGAGCGACCGUCUUCUCAUACAUGGCUCGGUGCAGUACUGUUGCCUGUGUAUGAACUUUCCGAAAGAGCUUUACUUUCAAGACAUCAAAAUAGUCUAGGUUCAUAGAAGCAAAUAUCAGUUGACCUGUUGGGACGGAGAGGUUCUGUCCAAUUUUUUUUGGCCACUGAAUAGAGGUUGUCAUAGCAAGCAGUUGGUGUCCACUCAUGAAGUCUGUGCCAGGAGUGCUCGCAUGUGAUUGGUACAUUGUUCGUAAAAAUACGACCUUGAAACUUUUCAUCAAUUUUCACUGUUUAACAAUUAAGUAACAAUGAUAUAUGAAGAAUCACAAAAUUGUCCAUCAUUUUAUCAAUCCAACGACAUAUUGAUUAUUGUGAUCCAUCAUGUGGUUACAUCAGUAUUACCGUUUGAAAUCUUUCAUUCCGACGUUACAUCUUGGUUUUUAGUUUCCUCAGAAUGUAUCUCGAUAUAGUGCGGUUAGACGUAGUCCUACGUCAAAAAUUAAUACAACUGUUCACGAAAAAACAUCCUGUGCAAAAUUUCAGCUCAAUUGGAUUAGAUCAGGUGGCGCAACGCAAUUGAAGUUUAGCCUUCAAAAAUCCGAAAAAUCUCCUGAAGGAUUUUGUUUCAGAUGAAACUAAAUCUCGACGUUUCAUGCAUUUUCAAGCCAUCUGGCACCGAAUUUUUAUAUACGUCCCCCUCUUGGGUGAUUUUUCAAUCGCUUUGCGCCCCCUCAUUUAAUCCAAUUGAGCUGAAAUUUUGCUGCUCUUGAGUUAUUAGGAAUUCUUAAAGGUGAAGACGAUAAUUCCGCCGAGGAUUUAAGUGGUCUCGUGAAGCUGCUUUGGGACAGUUUCUAUCAACGCUUUAGCAAUUAUAUACUUUACUAAGGCAGCAAUGAGUAACUGAUUCCGAAUCUCGGCUCGACGAGAGUGUUUGUUAUUAAUGAACUCUGGAACCGGAUGUGGGAAUGUCAUCCGAGAUUUAGAAUAUCCUUGGUUCAGACCGGAACCGGCUGUAAUUCUUUUAGUUGUUCUUGAUUACAGAAAGACUUCUGGACAAGUCUUUCAGAAUGGUACUAGACGCCAAAAUAUUUUUUAUAAAGCUGCAAAAUCGACUGUAAAUUUCUUCGAGUAACUUUUAUCAUUAUCUUAUUUCAUGGUUGAUGCAUUGACACAAUUAUACCAGAUAGCGUUAAAUCGAUUCAAUGGGUACUUUAUAUGAUGAGCAAUUCCACGUUAAACUUCAUUGAACAUUAUUUCAAGGAAGGAUUAUAUGCUAAUAAAAACCUAGUACUGUUAUGCUAAUAAUCAGGAUGUAAUACAUCCAGAGAAUGAAAAAAGUCAAGGUUGUGUGGAACAAACCUGACUUUUUGUUGGCCAUUCUUGAAGUGCAUACUAAUGUGAAUUAAUUCCCGCAAAAAAAAAAAAAAGAAAACACCUAAAUUUUACAUAGGACUGUUAUGCAAAUAGCGGCAGUGAUAUUUUCAGAAGAAAAAAACUCAGCUGUCUUCACCGCUUUAUAUUUCAAUAGUUCAUAUCGUCCUCCUUUUCCAUCUCUGUUAUACUGUUGGUUCUACAUUUUUACAUUCAUUUCCAUGUUUAAUUUCGACCUCAUAUGCCGUAUUUCUCAGUUCGAAAGUAUGCUUUACAUCUAUAUACUGCGCAUUACUCACUGGCUCAUAUUGUUUGUCGUACCACUAUCUGCAUUCCUAGAUGGCUCUUACAAUACAAAAUUGUCACGUAAAUUACCUUGCUAAACUGUUUUCCCAAGCCAUCUCCGCUACAGCUGCUUAGCUUAGCUAAUCGAUAUUUUCCAGUAUUCCAUUACUCGUACGUAGCUGCUCUUAUCGCAUGAUAAAAUAUAUAUGUAUAUAUAUAUAUUUUUUUUAAUACCAUACACACACGGACAAUGUUACAGUGAUUUUUGUUUCUGCUGCUCGAGUAUUUUCCACCUUUAGAAAGAUUUCAUUUUCUAUAUUUUUGUAUGUAGUAAAUUCUGCAAUAAUUUUUCUUGUACGAAUACUUUUUCAUCUUGUGUUAUAUUGUAGUUACGAUAUUUUAUUUGUUAUAAUAAUUCGACUUUUCAUAUUCAACUCUUAAUAAAAUAUGUACAAUAAAAUGAAAAAGUUCGAACCAAAAUAUACGUGUGUUUUAUGCUAGAACGGAUCUUGGAUUGGUUUUGGUUGACGAUAAAAUUUUUAACUAGAGAUAUACGUUACGUUGAUUCCGUGGUUUUAGAAAGGAGAUCUAUUUUUCACUAUUUUAGCUAUAAUUGGUUAAGGUAUUUCUCUUUAUUUGCAUAGAUUUUUUCCGUAUAUAGGUUGUCAAUAUACAUGUAUAGAGUAUUUGUUGUCGUAAUAUGUUUCUUGUAAAACUGUUGUCAUAUCGAUUUGUUUUAUUUGGUUCACUUACCUAUCUCACGAGGGAGGGGACAAUAUAUAUAUCAGAAGCACCGGGAUUAAUCUCUAGUUCCUGUUCAGAUUGGGAAAAGAUGUGUUUGGUUCCUAAAGUGUUUGACAUGUGUGUUGAAUGACUAUUGACACUUGAUUGCAGCAGUUAUAUUAUGAGCGGAAAACUACCAAACAUCUGUAGUAUGAAAAAUGAACAUCUAAGACUUGUUGCUUUUUGUAAAAGUGAUUCAAUUUUUCAGUCAGCAAUGAAAAUGAAAUACGAAAUCAAAAAUAAGUUUUAUUCUAAAACGUAUAGGAAGCCGAAAACUAUACUGCUGCAAUCAGUUCUACGACUCUUGAAAUUUGUUUCAUAAAACCUAAGCCGAUAUGUGACCAAAAAUUCUGCAUUUGCUCUCAUUGCCAUCAUAGGAUGAUGUCGGUUUUGAUAUAAGAUCUCCGCUUGUUGUUUUAGUCUGUAUGUUGGAUAUGUGUAAUUAACGAAUUCGUAAAUUUUUAUUUUGCAUUCGGUUAGUAGUUACUUUCGGAUAACUAUUGCGCGAUAAAAUAAUUUCAAGUUAGUGCAUGGCUUCAUGAGAAGCUAAUUGUUUUUCAAGUAUGGAUAUUGUUUGUUUCCGUGAUACAUCGACGCUCUCAGGUUGUAUGGAUUAAGUUUCAGUUCAAAAUGGUUCAUUCUUCGCUUAGUUUUUGAAAGGUUCGAAUAAAAACUGUUAAUGUGAAUGUAUGAAGGUGAUUUUUGUAUUUUUGUUUUCAGUUAACUAUUGUCAUAAUAAAUUGAAGACAGUUGAAAAUGCUUUACAAAUACUUGCACCACAUUUUGUGCGUCUAUAACUUGUUUUGUAUGUGUCCAUGGUUCAUUGUGGUUUUAUGCUUUCGUUUAUGCUUCAAUAAUAUCUGACCGUUACUUAAACAAAUUGAGUAAAGUUAUACGAACAAACUUUACCCGAGAUAUGGCCAAUUCUGUGAUUUUACGUUACAUUGUUAUACACCGGCAUCUGCAAAAUGAGGAUGAAGUUUUUGUUUUCUUGGUUUACGUUUACGUUGGCAACACUGAUUUAUUUGAAUUUGUUAUUAGGAAAUAAACACGUCUAAACAGUCAUAGUUAGGCGAUAAAAGUGUGUUUUAACUG